Pteronotus mesoamericanus is the source of this 3401-nucleotide messenger RNA. RefSeq names its product solute carrier family 35 member G1 (gene SLC35G1). The record is from RefSeq and is a predicted model, not a curated record. Gene Ontology annotation, biological process: calcium ion export across plasma membrane; regulation of cytosolic calcium ion concentration. Gene Ontology annotation, cellular component: endoplasmic reticulum membrane; plasma membrane. The coding region runs from base 33 to 1136 and encodes 367 amino acids. The transcript has 3 exons. Lineage: Eukaryota; Metazoa; Chordata; Mammalia; Chiroptera; Mormoopidae.
GGCGCGGCCGCUGGGAGGUAGCUGGCUGCAUUAUGCGGCCCCUGGACAGCGCUGGGGCCACGGAGCUACAGGAGCCCGGUCUGCCGCAGACAGACGACACGCUCCCGGGCGCAAGUGAGGAGCUGGCCGCCGCCGAGGAUGUGGGAACACCGGACCCCGACUCAGGCUGGUGCUGGCUGUGCCGCUCCUCGCCGUGCGGCUCGCGCACGCAGCCUGAAGCCAAGAAGAAAGCACCCUGUCCUGGACUUGGCUUGUUUUACACAUUAUUGUCUGCCUUCCUUUUCUCAGUGGGCUCUUUAUUUGUUAAAAAAGUGCAAGACAUCCAUGCUGUAGAAAUUAGUGCAUUCCGAUGUGUGUUCCAAAUGUUAGUCGUUAUCCCUUGCUUAAUAUACAGAAAAACUGGGUUUAUGGGCCCAAAAGAUCAACGAAUCUUCCUCCUCCUCAGAGGAGUCCUCGGUUCUACCGCCAUGAUCCUUUUAUACUAUGCUUACCAGACAACGUCCCUCGCUGAUGCCACGGUUAUCUCGUUUAGCUGUCCAGUGUUUACAUCUAUAUUUGCCUGCAUAUUUCUCAAGGAAAAAUACAGCCUUUGGGAUGCGCUCUUCACCGCAUUCACCAUCAUCGGAGUGAUCCUCAUCGUGAGGCCGCCAUUUUUGUUUGGUCCCGACCCUGCAGCAGAGGAUAAGAGCUAUUCAGAUCACCUGAAGGGCACAUUCGCAUCAGUUGGACAUGCUGUGUUUGCCGCCUUUAGUCUAGUUAUCCUCAGAAAAAUGGGAAAAUCUGUGGACUACUUUUUGACCAUUUGGUAUUAUGUCAUACUUGGCCUCUUGGAGACCGUCAUCGUCCUCUUAAUAUUAGGAGAGUGGAGUCUGCCAUACUGUGGGCUGGACAGGCUUUUUCUCAUACUAAUUGGCCUGUUUGGUUUGGGCGGUCAGGUGUUUAUCACCAAAGCCCUUCAAAUCGAAAAAGCAGGAUUAGUAGCACUAAUGAGGACUAUGGACGUGGUUUUUGCUUUUAUCUUUCAGAUUAUUUUCCUUAAUGAUGUACCAACGUGGUGGACGGUGGGUGGCGCACUCUGUGUAAUAGCCAGCAGUGCUGGAGCGGCCCUUCGUAAGUGGUGCCAGAGUUCCAAAUGAAGCAUAAUUGCUGAAAUGUGUAUUUUUUUACAAGUACACCGUCACCCAGUCCAAAUACAGCACACAUGCACACACCUGGAAAAUCUGCAUUUACUUCACUGAUUAUAUUUAAUAAAUUUUAUAGCUAAAGUUCCAUUUUUAAAUAUGGUUAUGUCUUCAAUUAAUGAAGCAGAGCCCAUUGGUUUGGUCUAGUGAUUUUUUGUUCAUUUCUUUGUUUUUUUGUUAGGGUGGCAUUGGUAAGAGGACAGUUCAUUAGUUAAAGAAACACUGCAAAAAUUUUUAUGACUCUAAUAUAAAUAUAUGUAAUUUUUUAAAGUGUAUUUUUGGUAAUGAUGGAAUAUAGGUGGGGAGGAAAUUUUAGAUGGCCUUUUAGCAGUGUAGAGGCUAAGGAACUUACUGCUAUGAUUAGUGAUGUGUUGGAAAUUCAUUUGAAACAUAAUUCCAGUUAGGAGGCCAAAGCUGAAACUUGGAAUAGGUGCCUACAUAAUGGUGUUAAUAAUACAAUUGAAUGGGCCUUAUAUUCAAGGCUUUUAUAAAUGAUUACCAUUCUUUUAACCCAUUUUGUGCCUUUUCAUUUCAGAAUUUUUCUAUGUAAACUUUUGAAAAGUCUUUAAAUCACCAAAUUUGACUAAUAGUUUCUCUUUCAGUGGCAUAGCAACUGUAACUAUCAUUCUGUAAUUUAAAUUUUGUUUUUUUUUUUAACUGCACUAAGGUUUUGUGGUGUUUUUUUUUUUCUUUUUUUAAAUUAUAAGAGAGAAACCUUGGCAUGGCCAAUGUAUUCAUUUCCAUUCUAAAGUGUUUUCCCCUCACUAGAAAUAUGAUUUUUUUUCUAUAAAUUCCCUUGAAUUUACAGUUUGAUGCCAAAUAAAAUUUUCUCAGGAUUUUAUUAGAUUGAACCAUUUGAAAUUGCUGAGAUUUUACCUUUCUAACUUAGAAAAACUAGUUUCUUAUGGUUCACCCUAAUAGAUACCUCCUUUCCCCUCUAAGCUAGAUGCUUAGAGGACUUUGGAGUACAUAUUUUUAAAACAACUUUUUAAAGUACAGUAAUACUAUUAAACUUAUUUUUAUAGUCUUUUUCCCUUAUGGGAUUACAUGUAAUAAUGCUUACUGUUAUAUGUUAAAUGUAAAGACCUGCGAAUUGCAUGGUUGGUUGACUUUUGAAGUUCUUUGAAUAGAAAAAAAAAUCAUUGUUAAAUUCUGGUGUGUCAGUACGAUAUUAAAUGUCAAUGCUGCAGCAUGAUAUUAACAUCAUGAAUUCAAACAACAAAUUUUAUAUCUGGAACUUCAUCAGGCCAAUAUUCUGCAGUUAAAGAGAACUGAAUAUUUAGGAAAGCUUGGGAAUUUAAUCAGGAAGUGGAGAAUACAUGCAGAUGAUUUUUUGUCACAAUGAACCCUUUGUUGGUAAAACUAUAAUGGUCUACAAUUCUUUGUCAGACCUAGCAUCUAAAAUUAUCUUAAGCCUGCACAUUUGAAAGAUUAUAGGUUCUUUCCCACCCUUUCAUCACAAUUCUUCUAAAGUAAGAAGGAACCUAUCUUCUGAGGUUUAUGUCUCAGUAAGAAAGGACCUUCUCUAAUAGUUCCAAGAAAGAACUUUUGGCUUAUUGAUCAUCCCAAAUGCUUAUCAUCUGACAAAUCCUAAAUGAAGUAUAUUUAGGAGAGUUACACUACCAUCACUUUAGCCUAAUUCACAAUAUUGGAGUUUAGAGUUGCAAAAGCAUACUUUUGCAAGCACUGUAGAUAAUUAUAGAAUCAGAGCAUUUAGAGCCCAACCAUUAGAAAUCCUCUUAUGGAAGGCACACUACAUAGAUAGGGAUGCUGGGGAGGGGACGCGCCCAACAUGGGUUUUCAUGGCCUUCUCCUCCCCCUUGGUUCCAUGAUAAAGUAUGCAAAGUAAACCACUGUUUGACCUACCUAAGGCAAAUUAACUCUCAGGGCACCCUCUCCUGGUUCUUCACCUUGCACAAUAAAAGAACCUACGGGGCCUUGAAUGAUAAGUCCCUUUGGGCCUGUAAACUAGAGAUGUUCUAUAGUGUGGUUUAAACACUUGGUUGUCAUAAUAUAUGACCAAGGUUGGAGAAGAUGUUUCUUCUCCCAACUUUUAUGGAGUGUGGUUCUUAAAACACUUUUAUAAUGUCCAAGGUAUACACAAAGAUAUGUAUUGUAACAGUUAUAGGUGUGUAUUUUUUGCAAAGAUUAUAGUUUCUCUAUCUUGAAAAGGGAAAUAUUUUCAUAAAUUGUUUUUAUUUUAUAAAUACUAAUAAAAUA